Cladophialophora carrionii CBS 160.54 is the source of this 1671-nucleotide messenger RNA. RefSeq lists its product as uncharacterized. Bases 1 to 1671 code for a protein of 556 amino acids. NCBI's taxonomy places the organism in Eukaryota, Fungi, Ascomycota, Eurotiomycetes, Chaetothyriales, Herpotrichiellaceae. Gene Ontology annotation, cellular component: membrane. The transcript is spliced from 3 exons. The record is from RefSeq and is a predicted model, not a curated record.
AUGACCAUGGACGCAAGGUGCCAUUCCUGUGGGCAGCGAAGGCAACAGGUUGAACAUGAUGUCGAACGGGCUGGGGACGACGGCGAGAUCGGUUUCGCACCUGAUACGCCGUUCAGUCACUUCCCUGAGAUGCACGAUGCCUUCUUCACCGACGACUUCCCUACUCCAUCUCUCGGAAACUUCUUCAGCCUCAGCAACAGCACCAUCGCCCUGGGUCAGUCCAGUCUGACACUCGCACUCACAGAGGAAGGUUUGUUGAAGGACGCGCCAGAGGAUGUGGAACAAGUGCAUGGACCGGCUCGCACGGUUCCAGUUGGGUUCUUCGACUCGAGACUUUCCAAGACACGGGUUGCUAUCUUCAAGAAGUGCUCGGCGAUUCUUGCUGUUCUCUGCGUCUUUGUGCUCACUGCCCUGUCGAUAUACUGGGGUGUUCUCUUUCGCAUCCGGGAAAAAAGCCACCUUGCCACCAUUGCCGUCGUCAAUUUCGACGCGAGCCUGCCCCCCUACGACAAUGUCGAGCCUAUCGUGGGGCUUUUCGUCGAGCAAGCCAUCAUGAAUGCGCUCGCCACGCAGCAAUACCCGCUGGGCUACAAGAUUUUGCCACCUGCACAGUUCAACAACGACCCGCUGGCGGUCCGUCUGGCCGUCCACAAGGAGCAGCACUGGGGCGCCAUCAUCGUGAACAACAACGCCACCGCCCUGUUGAGAGAAGCUGUCGAGAUUGGCAAUGCAUCCUAUGACCCGUUCGGCGCGGCCUCUGUCGUGAUCACCCAGGCCCGAAAUGCCGAUACCUACAAUCAGUACAUCACGCCGGUGCUGACUCAACUUGCUUCUGAUAUCAGCUUUUCCUGGGGCCGCGAGUGGACGUCUCGAGUCCUCACGAACACCUCACUAUCCCCAGUCAUCUACGCCAAUGCACCUCAGGUGUUGUCUCCAGGAAUAGGGUUCAGUAUGUUCAACCUUCGACCUUUUGGUCCGUCCACAGCCGUCCCCCCCGUCAGUAUGGGCCUGGUAUACCUCAUCAUCCUUGCAUUCUUCUCCUUCGGCUUCUUCACCCCGAUCCACAUGAGAUUCGUGGCCUCGACGCCGUCCGAUCCCCAUCCACCGCUCAAGUUCUCCCACCUGGUGGUGUGGCGUUACGUGGCCGCCAUAACGACCUACUUCUUCCUCUCCCUCUGCUACAGCCUCGUCAGCCUGGCCUUUCAGAUCCCCUUGUCGCGGGCGCCUCCCGCCGGCCUCGGGUCGUGGCCCAAGACCGACGUCGCCGACGGUGCGAACCAGUUCGGCCACGGCACGUUCCCGGUCUACUGGAUGCUCAACUUCUUCGGCAUGGGCGCGCUGGGCCUCGCGUGCGAGAACAUGGCCAUGAUCAUCGGCCAGCCGUGGACCGCCCUGUGGCUCGUCUUCUGGGUCGUCACCAACGUCUCGACGGCGUUUUACUCGGUCGAGCUGGCGCCCUCUUUUUACAGAUGGGGUUACGCUUGGCCGUUGAGGCAGAUCGUCUACGCGACCCGCACGUUGAUAUUCGGCACAAACUCGAGGCUGGCACUGAAUUUUGGCAUUCUGGGCGUAUGGAUGGUCUUGGGCACCAUUCUGUUUCCCUUCGCUUCUUGGUUCAUGAGGUGGAAGGGAAUGAGAGAGAAGAAGAAGAAGGCGGCGGCAAAGACGUGA